CAGUGAAAUAUGAUCAGCGCCGCAGUCGAGCCUCAACUCUUUUCGGGUCAGGGAUGCUUUGCGCAAACAAAGGAAGGAGGUCUCUGUGCAGCGCCUUGUAAUUAUCAUCGCGCUUGCGAGUAGUUGUGACGCGCGACUCACGGCUGCCACAUCACACAGUGUUGUCAAGCAGUCUACUACGUGAAGAAACAUGCUUUUAGGACUUUUGGGGCUGUUUCUAGCUUUAACGGAAAGUUGUCGGUGCGCGCCACAGCAGACCUGUCAUCCAGGAGACGAACUUUUGGGAAGAUGCAGUAACAGUGUGACCGAAGCAAAACGGUUGUUGGUCGCUUUUCCUGAUUCCGUACCCCAACAACACACAGCUACCUGCACAGAGAUGCAUCUGAGCUACUGUAAUGAUGUAGGAUACACUAGAACUAUGUUUCCCAACAUCCUUGGCCACCAGACUCGUACGGAUGCCGAAUCGGGGGCAGAGUACCUUCUCCUGAGUGUCAUCCAUGGCCUCCUUAACGGAGAGUGCUCCCCUGACAUCCGUCUCGUGGGCUGCUCAGUACUCGCGUCGCCCUGCCGGGAUAACAAGAUGAUCAAGCCCUGUCGCAGCACAUGUGAGGCCCUGAGGAAAGACUGUUCCCACACCUUUGAGGCCAUAGACAUGGCCUGGCCAUACUUCCUGGACUGUGACCGCUUCUUUGCAAGCGACAGAGAGGGGUGCUUUGACCCACUGGCGGCGCUAAAAGCCAGACAGGAGCUAACAUGGUCCAGCCUCUCACCAGAAGAACCCAGCACCAUCAUCCAGUUCACGUAUACGACCAACAGUCAGCUGUACAGCUUACUGAAGAGAACGGCAGCCAAGUGUUCCCACAUUUCUCAUGUUUACAGCAUCGGCCGUAGCACUGAGGGUCGAGAUUUACUGGUCAUUGAAUUCAGCAACAAUCCUGGACAGCAUGAACUAUUGGAGCCAGAGGUCAAGCUGAUUGGCAACAUGCACGGCAAUGAGGUGCUUGGUCGCCAGCUGCUCAUCUACCUGGCUCAGUACUUGUGCUCAGAGUAUACCUUGGGAAACCCCCGGGUACAAGCCCUCAUCAACAGCACCCGCAUCCACAUCCUGGCCUCCAUGAACCCCGACGGCUACGAGCUUGCCGCUGCAGAGGUAGAGGAUAGAAAUGACCCGGAGCUCAUCAAUCAGGAAGGUCACUUACUGAACGGUUGGACUAAUGGCCGUACAAACGCCCAGAACAUUGACCUGAACCGCAACUUUCCUGACCUCACAUCUGUCUUCUACCGGAACCGUCGCAGCAGGCACUACCGCACUGACCACAUCCCAAUUCCUGAUGGCUAUUGGUUUGGGAAGGUGGCACCAGAGACCUUUGCAGUGAUGAAGUGGAUCAGGUCAAUCCCCUUUGUCCAGUCGGCCAGCCUCCAUGGUGGUGAGCUGGUAGUCUCCUAUCCCUUUGACUUCUCCAGACACCCAGACGAGGAGAAGAUGUUCUCACCCACUCCGGAUGAACGGGUGUUUAAGCAACUGGCUCGCACCUAUGCAGACACCCAUACCACCAUGUCAAACAACGACACAGACAGGUGUGGAGCAAACUUUUACCGAACUAAGGGCAUCAUCAAUGGGGCACUGUGGUACAGUUUUCCUGGAGGCAUGUCAGACUUUAACUACCUGCACACAAAUUGUUUGGAGAUCACAGUGGAGCUGGGCUGUGACAAAUUCCCCUCUGAGGUAGAGCUUUACCCAGAAUGGAAGAGGAACAAGGAAGCUUUGCUCAGUUUUGUAGAGUCGGUCCAUCGGGGGAUUAAAGGUGUUGUAAAGGAUGUUGAUGGCAAUGGGAUCAAAGAUGCCACCAUCUCUGUCAGGGGGAUUCGAAAAGAUGUCACCACGGCUGAAGGGGGAGACUACUGGCGUUUGCUGAGCUCUGGUACUCACAUCCUGACAGCCACUGCCAAAGGUUACUCCAGGGUCAGCAAGCGGGUUCAUCUGCCUCACAACCUGAACAAAGCUGGACGUGUGGACUUUGUCUUGAAGAAGGUUCCCCUAGAGCCUGACAUUGACGACCACUUCUUCCCCACAACAGACACAUGGGAUCGUUUUGACCCUUACAAUCAGUUUGAACGCUACAGCGAGCCCGAUGUAGUUGAGAGGGGUAUCGAGCGGCAGGAAAAACCUUGGUGGUGGUCCUACUUCUCCCAGUCUGGCAUCUCGCCUCCAAACUGGCUGCUGCGAAAUUUCUAAAUUCACUUGAGGACAAUACAGGUCUCAUUGCACCACUGUAAAAUGCUCUUUGGAUGCGUUUGUGGUACAGCUGAGAUGUAUUAACAUUGACUUCAACACCACACACACAAGUUUAAUGCUUUUGAUAGGACUUGACAAAACUAUUUUCUGCCAGGCAUCACAUAUAAUUUUAGUGAGCAUUGGAAGGUGAAAAAUGAUGGCAUGCACUUAUAUGAUGACAGACUGCUUCUAAUUCACUAGUAAAGUCAGCUGCAUAAACUGUG
Messenger RNA from Phyllopteryx taeniolatus (common seadragon), 2499 nucleotides. RefSeq names its product carboxypeptidase Z (gene cpz). The transcript is spliced from 14 exons. Bases 191 to 2236 code for a protein of 681 amino acids. Gene Ontology annotation, molecular function: zinc ion binding; metallocarboxypeptidase activity; protein binding. The record is from RefSeq and is a predicted model, not a curated record. Lineage: Eukaryota; Metazoa; Chordata; Actinopteri; Syngnathiformes; Syngnathidae. Gene Ontology annotation, biological process: proteolysis.